AUGGUAGUGCAUGAGGGUGAGAGAGGUGAGCCAUUAGUAGAUUCCUGGGAGGCCGAGUACAAGGAGAUGCAGUGGAAUUACAGCGUGUUAGAGGCUGUGGCUGAUCGGGUUCUAGCCUUGCCUCAUACACCAGAGGUGGGCUCGAGCAAUCAGGCAUCACCGUCAGGGCCUGUGGGUGUAGCCGUGGCUUCAGCUUCAGAGGGGGUGGAUAUAUUGGUUGGUGUCCCUUUGUCAAGGCGUAAUAUACUUACAGAGGUGAAGCUGGCAGAGCUUCGAACGAAUUUUAGUGUCCCACCUUCGGUGGGCUUGAGGUUACCCAGUGCUGCUGAUGUGAUGAUGUUGGCCAAACUGGGAUGUCCGCCAGGGCAAUAUAAUCCCAACUCUUGGAUUCUUCUUCAUGGGGGAAGUUUUGGCUGGGUACAGGCCAAUUGCCUUCUACUCAUAAGUCUUGGAGGAACAUGUGGUGUCUGGCUUAUGAGGACUAGAAGUGUCAGCCAGGGAGGACCGGCAGGUUCGAUGAAGUGGCGGCCGAUCUCCAAGGAGCAAGAAGACAAAGUUGAGAGGGUGAGAUCACUGCUGUCAAAGACCGAGCAUGAGUGUAAAAACCUAGUCACUCAGAAGAAUCUGCUUGAGUCCGGCCUUUUAUACGGAAUGGCGGGUAUCAUAAAGGGAAGCACGAAGGUGGUUGUGGAUUUGGAUGAUGCCGAGAUGCAGAGACGGCUUAGGGAGUCUCCGGUGCAGAAGGCUGAGAAGGAGGUGCCAGGCAGGCGAUGGAGAGCGUUGGAGGAAGCUCACCAGAGUGUGAUGGGAACAGGGCCGAGGCUUCCUCCCUUUGACCUGCAGGCACCGCCGAAGCUCCCAUUCGGUGUGGAGGACGUUUAUGCCAAGGGGGUGGAGAAGGUGGACUUCUCCAGGUUGCGUCGGGAGAAGAAAGAGGUGAACCUUGCCAUGCAUCAUCAGGAGGUUCCCUUGGUGAACGUCUUCCUGGAAGGCAUGAAGAGUGAUCUCGAGGUUCUAGUGAGGACACCGGCCUCUUCCUAUGCAGAUCAGGCCCAAAAGACGUUCCUUACCCAUGCCUAUGAGGCCAUUAGAGAGAAGAAGGCCCUGCUGUUGCAGAAAGCUGCGCUAGCCAGAGAGGUGGAGGAGCUGAAGCGGUCGAGGGCCGAUGAGGUAGCUGCGGCCCGGGCCGAAGUGGAGCAGAAGAAGGCCGAAGAGAUAGCUACUGCCCGAGCCGAACUGCUUUGGGAAGAGAGGUCGGCGAGGUUCAACCCUUCGGUUGAGAUUAACUUUGAUACGAGUGGCGAGCCUCCUUCACUUAGUCCUACCACCGAGGCCACUCCAGAGCCAGAGCUAGAGCUAGCUACUACGGAUGCCCCUUCUACCGAGUCUUGA
Molecule: messenger RNA, 1392 nt
Organism: Prunus armeniaca (apricot)
Lineage: Eukaryota; Viridiplantae; Streptophyta; Magnoliopsida; Rosales; Rosaceae
Source: the annotation of a GenBank genome assembly